AGAGGGAUGCCUGCGUCUUUGCUGGUGGGAUAUGUGGGUGUUGAGAGCUCAGCUGUGCCUGUGAUGGUGGCUGCUGGUGUGGUUCCUGGAUUCACAUAUUGAUGAAAUCUGAGCACAGCCUCUGUUAACAGCUGUUGUCAGUUCAUAGGAAAAUCAAAUGCUGAGGCUGAACUACUUAACCUGAAACUGCUUUUGUUUUCAGGGAAAAUGCUGCAUGAGAUUAAAAGCCUUGUCUUUGAGGAGCCAAAGUAUUGGCUGGAUUUUAUCUCUAUUUGGAGAAACUUUCAUGGGCAUGAGGGGAAAAAAGACUUUGUCUCUCAAGAAAACUGGUUGCCGAAGAGAAAAUCAGAAGAAGAGAGAAAUAUUGCAACUAAAAGGCAAACAGAACAAGUGAGGGAGGCUGUGUCUGAGGAGUGUCAAGUGGAAGACAGAGAGAGGUGUGUGAUACCAGAGAGAAAGAGCUAGCAGGAUACCAGACCUUCAUUAGCAGACCCUUCCAAAAGUAGUGGAGAGAAACCUAUCGUGGCAGACAGUGUAAAAGACCAUGCAAAAUCAAAAUGUGCUGCUUCAGUGGGCUCUGGUUCCCCAGGAGGAAGAGCCAUCAGUGUAGCGCUUGUGAAGCAGUGUGCGUGGCAGGCUGAUCUGCGGGACCCUGAUCUAGAGAUCUUUGUACAUCUUAAUGACAUUCACUCUGUGGUCGGGAUUCCUCUUUUCAGGCUUCCAUUGGCAAACAGUAUUAAAACAGCAGGACUGCAGUCAAUAGUUGUGUGAGGCAUGGCAUCUCUGUCUGAAAUCAGUGCGGGUGCCUUUGUGCUGGAUCCCAUGUGUGGGCUAGGAAAAAUACUGCUGGAAGCUGCCAAAGAGUGGCCCAUAACCUGUUACUGGGGUGCUGGUAUAAGUGAUUCACACUCUCCGCUGGACUUGCUUAAGCAGUUAAUGGGUAUUCAGGCUCCUGAGGUGGAAGGCAGGGACAGGGAGCAGAAUAAACCCCCCAUAAUCCAGGAGGAAGCAGUUUACAACCUGCUGAGCCACCUGGACACUCACAAGUCCAUGGGGUCAGAUGGGAUCCACAUGAGAGUACUGAAGGAGCUGGCAGAGGAGCUCGCUGAGAUGCAAGUGCAGGACAAGAGGAUCAGGCCCAGCCAUCAUAGCUUCAUGAAAGGCAGGUCCUGCCUGAACAACCUAAUCUCCUUCUAUGACCGGGGGACCUACCUAGUGGAUGAGGGAAAGGCUGUGGAUGUUGUCUACCUGGAUUAUAGCAAAGCCUUCGACACUGUCUCCCACAGCAUCCUCCCAGCGAAACUGCUGUCUCACGCUUAG
Molecule: messenger RNA, 1320 nt
Organism: Phalacrocorax carbo (great cormorant)
Lineage: Eukaryota; Metazoa; Chordata; Aves; Suliformes; Phalacrocoracidae
Source: RefSeq, a predicted model, not a curated record